Quercus lobata is the source of this 2548-nucleotide messenger RNA. RefSeq names its product cullin-1-like. Bases 85 to 2364 code for a protein of 759 amino acids. Lineage: Eukaryota; Viridiplantae; Streptophyta; Magnoliopsida; Fagales; Fagaceae. Gene Ontology annotation, biological process: ubiquitin-dependent protein catabolic process. Gene Ontology annotation, cellular component: cullin-RING ubiquitin ligase complex. The transcript is spliced from 19 exons. The record is from RefSeq and is a predicted model, not a curated record. Gene Ontology annotation, molecular function: ubiquitin protein ligase binding.
UGUUUGUUGAUUUGUCAAGUUCAAUUUUUUUUCAGCAAGAUCAGUCUUUUGCACUCUACAUGCACACAAAUAAACAAGGUUGUGAUGGUUUUUUUUUUUUUUUCCUACAGAUUUGUGUUUGAAGAGCUGAUAUUUUCCUUUACAACAAUGGUGGCAAAGACUUUUACCGUUGAGGAAGGAUGGGAAUAUAUGAAAAACAAUGGGAUAUUAAAGCUUAUUAGGAUUCUUGAAGGACUGUCAGAGCCAUCUUUCACAAUAGCAGAAUCUAUGAUGCUCUACACAACUGUUUACAACAUGUGCAAUCAACAUCCCCGUCCUGAUAAUUCUGAGAAGGUCUAUAAAAAGUACCAGGAGGUGUUUGAGGAAUACAUAAUUUCCAAGGUAUUACCAUCUAUAAAAGAGAAGCAUGGUGAGAUUAUGCUUAUGGAACUUGUGAAAAGAUGGGUUAACCACAAAGUAAUGAUUAGAUGGCUGUCACGUUUCUUCGAAUAUCUUUCUCGUUCCUACCUAGUUAAAAAACUAGAUUUUUCUUCACUUGAGGAACUUGGAGUUACGCGCUUCCGCAAUCUGGUUUAUCUGGAGGUGGGUAGAAAUGCCAUAGAUGUUGUAAUUACUCUGAUAAAUAAAGAACGUGAAGGACAGCAAAUUGACCGAGGACUGUUGAAGAAUGUUUCAGAUUUCUUUAUAGAAAUUGGAUCUGAAUGUAUAAAUUGUUAUGAAAUGGAUUUUGAAGCACUCAUGCUUCAGGAUACUAGUGAAUACUAUUCUCGUAAGGCAUCAAAGUGGAUUGUGGAGGAUUCUUGUCCAGAUUAUAUGUUAAAGGCUGAGGAAUGCUUGAAAAGGGAGAGGGAUAGAGUUUCUCAUUACAUGCAUCCAAGCACUGAGAAGAAGUUGGUGGAGAAAGUGCAACAUGAGUUGUUGAUGGUCAAAUCAAAGCAACUGCUUGAGAAGGAGUGUUCUGGAUUUUGUGCAUUGCUUAGAGAAGAGAAGGUAGAGGAUCUUUCCAGAAUGUAUAGACUUUACCAUGAAAUACCUCAAGGCUUGGAAAAUAUUGCUUCUAUAUACAAAGAGCAUAUUACUGGUGAAGGUACUGCUUUGGUCAAAGAGGCUGAAGAUGCAGCAACAAAUCAGGAUGCAAGUAAAGUUGGGGUGCAGGAACAGGUCCUUAUCAGAAAAAUAACCAAGCUUCUUGACAAGAACGUGGCACAAGUGAAAGAUUUGUUCUCAAACCACACUUUGUUUAACAAGGCCCUGAAAGAGGCUUUUGAGGUAUUCUGCAAUAAAGCUGUUGCUGGCAGAUCAAGUGCUGAACUACUGGCUGCAUCCUGUGAUAACAUCCUCCACAAGGGUGGAAAUGAGAGUGAUGAGGACAUUGAAGAAAAACUUGAGAAGGUAGUUAAGCUGCUUGCAUUUAUUUAUGAUAAAGACAUUUUUGCAGAAUUCUACAGGAAGAAGCUAGCUCGCCGUCUACUUUUUGAACGGGGUGCUAAUGAGGACCAUGAAAAGAGUAUUCUGUCCAAGCUGAAGCAGCAGUUUGGUGGACUGUUUACAUCAAAGAUGGAGGGGAUGGUCACCGAUAUAAUAUUGGCACGGGAAUAUCAGACCAAAUUAGUGGAAUAUCUUUGCAGUAACUCAAAUGCAAAUCCUGGGAUUGAUUUUAGUGUCACAGUUCUUACUAGUGGAUUCUGGCCAACUUAUAAAUCCUUUAAUCUCAGUCUCCCCACGGAGAUGGCAAAGUGUGUCCAGGUUUUUAAAGAUUUCUAUGACACACAAACAAAACACAGAAGACUUACAUGGAUCUAUUCAUUGGGAACUUGCAACAUUAAUGCAAAGUUUGAGACAAAAACUAUUGAACUGAUAGUGUCAACCUAUCAGGCUGCAGCGCUGUUGCUAUUUAACUCUUCGGAUAGAUUGAGCUUUUCAGAAAUCAGAACUCAGUUGAACUUGACUGAUGAUGACUUGGUUAGAUUGCUUCAUUCACUGUCAUGCGCCAAAUAUAAGAUCCUUAAAAAGGAGCCAAACACAAAAACUAUCUCUCCAACUGACAACUUCGAGUUCAACUACAAGUUCACUGACAAAAUGAGGAGGAUUAAGAUUCCUGUCCCACCGGUGGAUGAAAGGAAGAAGGUAAUUGAAGAAGUUGACAAGGACAGACGCUACACUAUUGAUGCUGCAAUAGUCCGCAUCAUGAAAAGUCGGAAAGUUUUGGAGCUCCAAAAGUUGGUCAUUGAGUGUGUGGAGCAGUUGAGCAACAUGUUCAAGCCUGAUAUUAAAUUAAUCAAAAGGCAAAUUGAAGAUCUUAUCACUCGUGAUUAUCUGGAGAGGGACCAAGACAACCCAAGCAUGUUUAAGUACUUGGCAUGACAGGUAUAUAUUUGGAUCUUGGUUCUUUCCACAAGCUGGGAUGUGAGUUAUAGAGAAUUCAAACCCCAAAUGUUGUAUAAUUACUGCAACUUCAGCUGUAAACAUUGAGCAAUCAACCCAUUUGAACAAUAACUUUAUGCUUUUACUAGGGAUUAAUUACCAUUACAUGAUUACUAUUGUUUAA